UUCCCAGCAAAUUCCUUCUCUUGCUCCGUCAUUUUGAGAUUGAUGUCUCCAAGCUUCCCAGCAGCUUUCUUUUUGUAUACCUAUGAGAGUUGAAGAUCAUGGGGAAAAUGUGGUUAUGGCAGUCUCAAGGAUAAUUACUAUGGACAAAAUAACCAGCUAAAUAUGUUCCUUUCUUACUGUGGUUUGAUCUUUUACUCACUGAUGCCUUGCUUAAAUAAAUCAGAGUCACCACCUUUCUUAGAGCUAGAUUGGUAGCUCUUGGGCCUGCAGAAGACCAAUCCUUUCUCUACAAGACUUACUCUCUGCCUAGACAAAGCCUGGGACAGUAACUGGAAAGUUCUGGCAGAGGCAGACAGAUUGGAACGCAAAGAGUUUCUACAAAUCUACUCUGAGGACAGGUUACAGGUAGACAUCCUUUCUGUCCUCCUCCAUACUGGCUUCCUAACCACACCUAAAAGAACAAUUCAGAUUGAGAACUACUUAUCAACCCAGUCUGUCUGCAAUCCACACCUGAACCCUGUAUCAUUUGCUGGGAGGAACUAUUCUCUUUUCACAGAGGAGAUCACCCACAUCCAAGUGUGCCUAAAUUAAAGAUGAGUUACCCUCACACUGAAGGGGAAGAAAAGGUGCCAAAUGAUGAGCUGGAGUGCAAAAUUUGUUACCAGAGAUUUAACAUUCAUAGUCGUAAACCCAAAAUACUGAACUGUCUUCACAGAGUAUGUGCUAGAUGUCUGACUAAAAUACUUCACAUAGGAGAUGGCUGUGCUUGCAUUAGUUGUCCCUUUUGCCGCCAUGAGACACAGUUGCAUGAAGAUGAAGUUGAAGGACUACCUAAUGAUACAAACGUUAUGUCCAAACUCAUGUUAAAAGACAAAACAAUAUGGAAUUCCGACUGUAAAGAAGUAAUUUUAACACCAAAGAACUUGGCUUCCUCAAGCCCCUCUCAUGGAUCUUCAAAUUGCUUAGUAAUAACAAUUAUGGAAGUACAGAGAGAGACUACUAGGACUCCAAGCCAAAACACUAUCUCAGAUUAUUAUGCAGACCAUAGCCUUGACUCAGUAUCUGUCAGUUCUCACAGUCAGCUAGACCAAGAUCUCUUUUCUAAGCUUUGUAAUCAUGUACCCAGAAUACUGGUAUGGCUGUUAGGAUUUUUCUACUUUGGCUCACUGCCUCUUGGAAUCUAUUUAUUAGUGAUUCAGAAAGUGACCCUAGGAAUUGUGUGCGUCAGUCUUGUUCCCUCAAGUCUAACUGUAUGUCUUGUGUAUGGUUUCUGUCAAUGCCUCUGCCAGGGAAUGUGUGACUGCUCUUCAAGAAGCUGAGAGGAAUUGCGUUAUCAAACUGUACAUUUUAAUUAAACUUUGAAUGAUAACUACAGACUUCCAAUAUUAUGGACUAUUAAGGUGAUUGCAAUAUGAUUUUAAGUCUUUCGUGGUCCCAUUUCUUAGCUAUAACUAGCACUAUGUUUAAACAAACAAAAAGCACCACCACCAUUUGUGUAAACAUUAGAAAAUUGGCAAGGUAAUAUUAUUAUUAAAUAGGUGGUAGCUAAUAUCACCUUUUCCUUGAACAAUGUAUAAUUUCAUAAACACCUCAUCGUGUCAAGAAUUCACAGGUGAAAGUGAUAAAAAUGAAGUUGAUGUUUUCUACAUUAUGCUGGUACUAUUUUUUAAAAAAGAAUGAAGAUCAGAAAUAUUUUGAGUACAACUUGCUAUAAAAACAUAUUUCAAACAUCACCUUAAAUUACUUUUUCAGAUUCUGUAUGGUACUUGAUUGGACACUUAAAUACUCAGAUGAUGAGAACCAAUACAGGAUCUAGAAUUAAAAGCAAAAUACAAGUGCAAUAAUUUUUUUAAAUUAAGAACUCAUGUACUGUUGAAACCUUGGAGAAAGCAAUUUAUAGUUAAACUAAAUCUCAAAGGGACAUAAAAACAAAUUAAGUAUUUUCGAAAGAGACGUUUCCAGAAUCUUUUCAGAAACGACGACUAUUUCUGAAAUAUAAUGCUCUGAAUAGUGUAUGUCAGAGCACAUCAGAGUAGAAAUGGCUUUAAGAACUGUCUUCAAAAUGUUCAAUAAAAACAUGCCUACUAAUAUAUAUGGUGCCUUAAAAUCAAGGCAUUAAUUACAGGCAAUUUAAAAAAAAUACAGAAACGAGUUUUUAUUUUAUAUUAAUGUUAAUUCCACAUGCAAAAAUGGUCGAUUCAUUUUUCUGAACAUUUUUAUUGAACCUACUUGAUAUUGUUGCAUUAAAUUUUAUUUUU
Mauremys reevesii (Reeves's turtle) is the source of this 2258-nucleotide messenger RNA. RefSeq names its product E3 ubiquitin-protein ligase RNF182-like. The record is from RefSeq and is a predicted model, not a curated record. The transcript is spliced from 3 exons. Lineage: Eukaryota; Metazoa; Chordata; Testudines; Geoemydidae. The coding region runs from base 594 to 1319 and encodes 241 amino acids.